This is a messenger RNA of Lactuca saligna, 621 nucleotides long. The record is from the annotation of a GenBank genome assembly. NCBI's taxonomy places the organism in Eukaryota, Viridiplantae, Streptophyta, Magnoliopsida, Asterales, Asteraceae.
AUGUUCAAUGCACAACAUGGAUCAUUCUUUCUUUCUUCUCUACUAAUGCAACUUUGGAAUCCCAUGUGGAAUGAGAUUUCAAUCUCUAAAAUGGAAGGAAGGUCUAAUGAAUUGAUUAUAAGAGGUCCUUUGGAAGCUAUCGAUUUUGCCAUCAAAUCACUCAAGUACAUCGGGGAGGGGAACUUCAGUGGUGAAGAUACUGUUAGGGUUACCACCAUGAACAAGCAUGGGAAGCAUGAUUUGCAUAUUUCAGUCAUUGUCAACCCAAGAAAUGAUCCUCCAUUUAUUAGUGGUGAAGAUACUGUUAGGGAGGGGAACUUCAGUGGUGAAGAUUCUAAUUACCCCAGCAGGGAAGUGAUUGUUGAGUUAAAGGAAUCAGGUACUACAUGGAUCCAUGUUGACGAGGCUACCCUUGUGAAGGAUCUUGAGGGGUACCAAUUGGAAGCUUUCACCAAGGCCUACUUUGAGCUAAAAUUAGCCUUCUCUGGUCUUAAUGUUAUUGUUGCCACCUACUUUGCUGAUAUUCCAACUGAAGCAUUCAAAACCCCAACUUCAUUGCCGGGAGUUGUUGGUUUCAGUUUUGAUUUGAUUCGUGGUGAAAAGACUCUUAACUUGAUCUAG